Messenger RNA from Daldinia childiae, 984 nucleotides. Its product is annotated as 3-ketodihydrosphingosine reductase gsl-3. Gene Ontology annotation, biological process: sphingolipid biosynthetic process. The coding region runs from base 1 to 984 and encodes 327 amino acids. NCBI's taxonomy places the organism in Eukaryota, Fungi, Ascomycota, Sordariomycetes, Xylariales, Hypoxylaceae. The record is from RefSeq and is a predicted model, not a curated record. The transcript is spliced from 2 exons. Gene Ontology annotation, cellular component: endoplasmic reticulum membrane. Gene Ontology annotation, molecular function: 3-dehydrosphinganine reductase activity.
AUGGGUGUCUCUUGGAGCAACCAAAUGCCCGUGGAGGGCAAGACCGUCUUGAUCACGGGAGCCUCGGAGGGGCUGGGCAGAAGCGCAGCUCGACAAUUGGCCGAGAAAGGCGCAAACGUCAUCCUCGUCUCACGAAGCGCCAGCAAACUCGAGACUGCAAUGGCCGAAGCCAAGGCCGCCGCCCGCGACCCCGAAACCCAAAGGUUCCACUUCAUCUCGGCCGACGUUGCGAAACCCGAUUAUGCCCCUCCCUUGCUUGCUGAAGCCGUAGCCUGGAAUAAUGACCAACCCAUUGAUAUCGUGUGGUGCAUAGCAGGCAUGUCUGCCCCGGAUUUCUGGCUCGAGGUACCCCUAUCUCAGACGCGAAGCCAGAUGGAUAUCAACUUCUGGGGAGCGGCCGAGAUAGCCCACGCUGUACUGAGGCUAUGGUGUGCACCCGACGCGCCGGUCGUGCCGGAACCGAAACACUUAAUCUUCACGUCUUCUGUCUUAGCUCUUUUCCCAGUAGUUGGGUACGGGCCAUAUACACCUGCGAAGAGCGCGUUACGUGGAUUGGCCGACACCCUAGUGCAGGAGGUAGAGGCGUAUCCACAGAACGUGAAAGUCCACGUUGUGUACCCGGCCUCGAUUGGUAGCCCGGGUUUCGAACGCGAGAACAAGACGAAACCGGGUGUUACAAAGAUGCUCGAGGAGGGAGACCCGGUACAGAGUCCCGAUACUGUAGCUUCGGGCGCGAUCCGAGGGCUCGAAAGGGGGCAGUACUUCAUAACAACGGCCUUGUACGGAUAUGUUUUCAAAUGGAGUACAUUGGGAGGCUCGCCGAGGAACAAUUGGUUUAUUGAUACAAUCAUGUGCUGUCUCAUUCCAUUGAUAUGGAUAUUUGUGCUCCCGGACAUAUUUUCUAAAAUCAGGAAGUACCGUAAGACGCAUGGGCACCCUGCAAGUUAUCGAGCUAAAGCCAUAGAAGACCAUCAGAGCUCUUAG